GGAGCGGAGCGUCCUGGGAGGGGCGCCGGCGGCUGAGGAGGGGGCGCGCGCGCCCUGCGGUCCUCCGCGCCGCAUCGGUUCCCGGCUCGGGGCCGCGGCGGCGGCGGGAGGCGGAGGAUGCGGGCUCCGGCUGCGGCGGCGCGGGUCCGGGAGGACGCGGGAGGAUGAGGAGGAGGCCGGCGGUCCGGCCGCGCGGCGCCGGGAGGAGGCGCAGGCGGCGGGGGCGGCGGCGGGCGGCGGCGGGCGCGCGGGGUGCGGGCCGGCUUGGGCGCGGAGGAUGAAGUGGAGCGUCCGCGGGGCCUGCGCCGCGCUCUCCUCCUGCCUCCUGCUCGCCUGCGCGCUCAGCGCCGCCGCCGUCGGCCUCAAGUGCUUCUCGCUGGGCUCGGAGCUGCGCGGGGAGCCGUUCCGGCUGGGGGCGGCCGCCGGCGCCUUCUACUCGGGGCUGCUCCUGGCCGCCGGCCUCUCGCUGCUGGGCGCCGCGCUGCUCUGCUGCGGGCCCCGAGACGCGCCCCUCGCGGGCCCGGGCUCGGGCCCGGCUCUCGGAGUCCCCGAGGCCGCGGCAGGGGCGCCAGAGGCCGCGCCGGGCGAGCCGGGCGCCGCCGCCGGGCCCCCGGGGCCGGUGAACAGCCAGAACCUGCUGCUGCUCGGCGUCCUGGUCUUCAUGCUGGGGGUUCUCAGCGCCUUCGCGGGCGCCGUGAUCGACGGCGACACCGUGUCCCUGGUGGAACGCAAGUACUCCCACUACUGCCUGCCCCCGCGCGCGCCGGCUGCGGCCGCGGGCCCAGCGCCCUCCGGCCCCGGCCCGGCCCCUGGCACAGCGCGCGCGCGCAGCACCCUGGACAGCGCCACGUCGGCCAAGUGCCGCCAGCUGAAGGACUACCAGCGCGGCCUGGUGCUCUCCACCGUCUUCAACUCGCUCGAGUGCCUCCUGGGCCUGCUCAGCCUCCUGCUGGUCAAGAACUACAAGUCGUCGCAGGCGCGGCGCGGCCGGCGCGGCCGCAGGAGGGGAGGACGGGCCCUGGCGCGGCCCCGCGGCGGCCCCGGGCUCCGCGCGCAGCCGCUCGCCGCCUCCAGGGCGCGGCGGGGCCGGCGGGGCCGGCGGGGGCGGCGGCUGCAGCAGCGGCCGAGCGAGGCUUCCAUCCUGUGCCCCGAGGAGUCGGACCUGAGCGCCCCGGGGGACUGCGCGGCCUUCGCCGCACACCACGCCGUCUCCUACAUCAACGUGGGCGUCCUCCGCGCGCUCGACGAGGCGGGCGUGGAGGUGUGCUGCGGCGGGCACCCGUCGGUGGAGCUGCCGGGCUACGCGCCUUCCGACCCGGACCUCGACGCCUCCUACCCCUACUGCUGCCGGCCGCCGUGCGAGGCGGCGCGCCCCUGGGAGCCGAGUCGGGCCUGCUGAGCCCGGGCCCCCG
This is a messenger RNA of Sorex fumeus (smoky shrew), 1412 nucleotides long. It is a transcript of the gene TMEM271, whose product is annotated as transmembrane protein 271. NCBI's taxonomy places the organism in Eukaryota, Metazoa, Chordata, Mammalia, Eulipotyphla, Soricidae. The transcript has a single exon. Bases 278 to 1399 code for a protein of 373 amino acids. The record is from RefSeq and is a predicted model, not a curated record.